Molecule: messenger RNA, 1893 nt
Organism: Sparassis crispa
Lineage: Eukaryota; Fungi; Basidiomycota; Agaricomycetes; Polyporales; Sparassidaceae
Exons: 5
Coding region: 1-1893 (630 amino acids)
Biological process (GO): regulation of DNA-templated transcription; nuclear-transcribed mRNA poly(A) tail shortening
Cellular component (GO): CCR4-NOT core complex; P-body
Source: RefSeq, a predicted model, not a curated record
AUGAAUCGUCCAGGUCAACCCCCUCAAAGACCUCCAAGCCUUGGUCCGAACCCUGCACUCGGUGCCCCCUUCCGGGGCCCAUAUCCCGGCCCAGGAUAUGGGAUUCCACCACGAAAUGUGAUGCCAGGCUACCCUUCGCUGCCAAAUCAUCGCGCAGCGCAGAGCAUGGUACAACCGUCACCCAAUUUUUUACAGCAGCGAGGUCAAGGUAAUUUCCCCUUUGGUGGGGGUGCUCUUCAGCAGCAGCAAUCACAGCAGCCUCAAGCGCAGCAUACAUCGCAAACGCCAGGGCCACUGUCGCACACUCCACAUCCCCCACAGACAGGCGCUACUCCAGGACCGAGUCUCCCACCGCAUCUGACGCAAAACCCUCCUCCUAGUUUGGGGACUGCGCCAUCAGUGUCGUCUGCGAGCGAAGUCGGCCUUGACCCAAAUGACUUUCCCGCGCUAGGUUCAACGCCUGCGAAUCAGUCGAAUGCGACAUCAAGUGCGAAUGCGACGAGUUACGCGAGUCAGGCAGGAACAGGAGUGCAACUAGGUGCCGGAGCCAGUGGUGCACAAACGGGGGUGGGGAAUGGGGCAAUCCAGCCGAGGGACUUCACGCCAGACGAUUUUCCAGCGCUUGGAGGACAGACACAAUCCGCACAGCAGCCCCAGCAAGUACAGCAAACUGCAGAAAGCCAUCCACCGGGUCUGAAUGGAUUCCAGCAGCAGAAUGAUCAACAUCGGCAAGCACUCUUGGGCUCACUAACAGGCGGUGCGCCGACAUCAAUACCAACGGGGCAACAGCAACCUGGGCUGUUAAACCUGGGCCAGGCGAGGAACGUGCAUCCAGGGUUUCAGUCUGAUGCGGCGGAUAAGCAACGAAAUUACGCACUCAAGCUAAAUCAAGGAAGCCACGCUGCCGCAGCUGCAGCGUGGAGCUCGCCGAAUGCAAACCCGUCGACUCAGCAGACCAGCACAUUCCCCGCGACGUUACCAAAUGGUGCCAACCAAAAUCAUAUUCCAUCCUCGCAGCAGCAGCCCCCUCAGCAACAACCACAACAACCUCAUUUGAAUGCCCCGCCGGGUGUACCGCCUCCUGCAUCCUUUGCGCAACAACAGACGCAGACGCAGUCAGGUGCACCACUAGCAGCACCACAGCAGACGCCUUACGUUGGAAACGGGACUGCUGGGGGCGACACAGCUCACCAUCCAUCACAAGGCCCCGCGCACGCGUCGAGUGCAGUACCACAGACCCCUGCGCAGCAAGUACUCAUGUCGCCCGCAGACAGAUGGGGGCUACUGGGUUUGCUAGCGAUGAUCAAGAGUGCAGAUCCGGAUCAAAACUUGUUGUCUGUUGGUACCGACCUGGGGACGAUGGGCCUCGAUAUGCAGACCCCGGGGAGCCUGUACUCGACUUUCAUCACCCCAUGGGCGGACUCAUCAGCAGCACACACAGUGGAGCCAGAUUUCCACCUACCUGCAUGUUACAACGUGCAGCCACCACCACCAGGCCCACAGAAGGCACAGGCCUUCAGUGACGAGACACUGUUUUUCAUGUUCUACUCUUCUCCACGAGACGUACUGCAGGAAGUAGCCGCGCAAGAGCUAUGGAACCGUAAUUGGCGGUAUCACAAAGAGUUACGGCUGUGGUUAACGAAGGAGACGGGCACCACUCCUUCGCAGAAAGUGAUGGGCGGUGAACAGGGCUCAUACUCGUACUGGGACCCGGAGAAUUGGGAAAAGGCGCGGAAGGAGAUGGUCGUGUUGUACGCGGACCUUGAGGAGAAGCAGCCAGUGUUCCAACAGGGACAGCAGGUCCCGAUGGGUGCGCCGCAGCCGCACCAGCAGGCUCAGCCCGCGCAGCAGAGGGUAGGAGCGUUCCAGGGGAUGGGCAUGGGUGCGAUAUGA